GUGAUUAAGAUGACAUGCCAUACCUCUGACUAUUCUCACAUCAUUUGCCUCAUUCUGAGAGACUUGGCAAGAACAGCUCCUUGUCUGCAAGCGAGGAAAUUAAAAUAAAAAGAUCAUCUGAGCUCUAAGUAUGGACAAGAAGUUGGACCUGUCCAGACUAUCAGAAGAGGAGGCCAAACAUGUAUUGGAGGUCAUUCAGAGAGAUUUUAUGCUGAGAAAAAAGGAAGAAGAGCGGCUUGGGGAGCUGAAAUCCAAGAUAGAGAAGGAAGAAACGAAGAGGGAACUCUUGGGAUCUCAAUCAAACCUGGUGGACUCUCACUGUAUCCGCUGCCUGCAACCCUUUAAGUUCCUGGUGAACAGCAAACGCCAGUGCAUGGACUGCAAACUCUACACCUGCAAAACUUGUAGUCGCUACAACAAGAAGGAGCGUGGCUGGGUAUGCGACCCCUGCCGCAUGGCAAGGGUCCUGAAAAUUGGAACCUUGGGGUGGUACCAUGACAACAUACGCUCUCGCUUUAAGUGUUUUGGCAGUGCAAAGGUGAUGAGGUCACUGUACAAGAGAUUAAAUGAAGAGGGGCACCGUGAUGAUGACACACAGAGCAUGCCUGACGUCCGCAAUGUAUAUAAUGGUCAUGAUGAUGAGCAUAUUGAUGCAGCUGAAGCUCAACGCUAUAAGCAGACACGAAAGACCAAGCGUCUGCUCUCUGUCCACCCAAUGGAUCUUGACAUGGAUGAGUAUGUCACUCACUCUCGCAGACCGUCUGUGCAGUACAUCCAGGAAGAGAGAGGAAUUCAGCGGAAUGAUCUAGAAUACAACUCUGACAUGUACCAUCACCAUCAUCAUCGCAUGAACCGCAGGAAGAGCCUUGACAGGUUCUCACGCCCAGAUGAUGGCCUAUACUCUGAACACAGAAUUAUACGUGCUCGAUCUCUCUCAAAAAUCAACUCCUCUCUGGCUCCGCGCCAGAUCUACCUGGACACUUCAGAGGAGGAGGACAUGUUUCGUUUUCCCAUCUACCAGCUGCCCCCACGACGCCGCAGUCGAGCAUCAUCUCAGGAAAACAUUAAUCAAGGAGCACCACCGAUCAAUGAGCUGAGCAAGAGAAUGUCUGCCAUUGAGAGUCUCUUGAAUCGACUGGAAGUGAAAAUGACUUUGCCUGCUGAUCAGCCUGUUCUGCCCACAGCAGGGCAGCUGGAGGAGGAUAAGCUGAGGAGAAAACUAGAUGAGCUGAUGAGUGACAAGGCACUUUCCUCUGAUGAGGAUGAGCCAAAGUUGCCUCCUCAGUCCAAUGGGUCUACUGUGAGUCGUGCACUAAAGGGGGGCCAGACACCUAUGCCCCCUGCACCCCAAGAACCCUUGAGCUCCUCCAGUGAUGAGAUGCCCACUGAAGCGCAAAAGAGAUCCACUGCAGCGGCCCUUUGUGACAUCACAACCGAGAUUCUAAGAACAAUUAAUGCCACUGAAAGCGCUAUGAAUGAGUUGGCCCCCUCGAAUCCUAUUGACAGACUUCAGUUAGCGGGCACAGAUGUUAAGCAGGCUGAUGAUGCAUACAGGGAACUUGAGGAAAAUGUGUACUUGGCUGCUGGAAAGUUCUUCGAUAUGGAGAGGAAGUUACGAAUGAUUGAGCAGAAUGCUAAAAAUCACUACAGUGGCCCACUAACUGAUUCAGAACUCUCUGAACUGGAGGACCAGGUCUCUUUGGCAGCUGCUAAAGUUCAGAGCACGGAGAGUGAGGUCUCAGACAUUGAGAAUAAGAUAGCCGCUCUAAAUGUUAAAGGACUAUCAAUCGAUAAAGCCAAGAAAAAGGCACUGAGUGUACAACAAAAAAGGAAGUUUUCCCAAGAAAUUCCUUCAAACAGAGUGCAUUUUUAACUGGAAACAGGACAUCAAUUGAACAUUUCUGUUGCUCUAAUCAGCUCUUUAUCCAUCUACACACUUGCCUCUCCAUUCAUACAUUCACCCAGUCCAAAGAUUGAUAGCAAAUCAUCAAAAGACAAAAGGUGCAUCUCAAUCUGUUCCUUAGUUCAGUUGUCAGGGCACUGAUCAGGGAGUCGGCCAUUUCUCAAUCGCAAAAUUGUUCCAGUGCACUGAAAGGUUUGCUCCCUAAAUGCACAGUAAAAAACACCAAAGAGGAGUCCGCUGCCAUGACCCCCUCACCCCCCCAGAACAGAGACGCCAAUAAGAGUCUCGCCUAGGGCUCCAGAAUGGUCUGAAACGGCCCUGCUUUCAUCCAUAAUGACCAUGAAAUGUAAACAAUCUUUUAACUAUUAGGGUUGUAAGGUUAAAAAUACACUCCAUUAUAUUUGUAUUUCUUUUAUGUAAUUUACCUGUGCAAUUUCAUAAUAACAUUGCACGUUUGAAUAUCUACAAUGAAAAUGUUUGACAGUGUCAUUUAUACAGCGAUGUUGUUAAUUAAUACCAGGCCAGGUGUGUUUUAAUGCGCAAGCUCGUAAUGGUGUCGCAGGUGAUUGACUAAUAAGUGUCCCAAUGUUCAGUGGAUCAGUACCCUUGCCCAAAUUUAUGUACAGUACAUAUUAUACUGAUUCACGACAUAGGGAGCUAGGGAGCUAACUGAGAUCACCCAAAGACAUAAUAAUAUGGUGACCCCAAGGGACAGUGUUAUCCUGUGUCAAUAUUCAACCUUCUUGAACUACAGUAUGUGUUUUUACAGUUAUAUAACAUUAUAAUGAUUAUUCAUGUUCUUACUGGUACAACUUGGAUCAUAUUACAGAACCAGGAAUAACACACUAAACAAAUGUAAUUAACUGAAAACAAUACUGUAAAUGUCUGACAGUGAAUUUGUCAAAGCUCUCUCUAAUGACUACUAUUUGGCUUACAUUAGUCCUUGUGAAGAUAUCUAACUUUGUUCACGUGUUACUUGGUUAAAUGCUUUAUUUAAAAUGUCAAUAUUCUUUGGCACUGAUCUUGGCUUAGCACUCGCACACACUUUGUGUCUUGUGUAUAUAAUCAGAUAAAAAAGUAACAGGAAUAAAAUAAUUAAUACAUGUUGA
Molecule: messenger RNA, 3012 nt
Organism: Myxocyprinus asiaticus (Chinese sucker)
Lineage: Eukaryota; Metazoa; Chordata; Actinopteri; Cypriniformes; Catostomidae
Gene: mlpha
Product: melanophilin a
Exons: 15
Coding region: 131-1873 (580 amino acids)
Biological process (GO): intracellular protein transport
Cellular component (GO): cortical actin cytoskeleton
Molecular function (GO): actin binding; myosin binding; small GTPase binding
Source: RefSeq, a predicted model, not a curated record